UCGAAGCAAAAUGAAACCGCAUUUUGGCGGUUAAAGUGUUGUUAAACAUAUUGUGAUAUUUAUUAUUUGCUUGUGUAUGUAUAAGAUAAGUAAGACAACAAUUAUUAAUUAUUAUAAAAUAAUAAUUUGUUUUUAAAAUGUUCGGAAAAGAAGCAUUAAAACUUAUAACAGAAUUGGAACUGUCUGAGGACAUUAAACCUUUCAAUGAAAAUUUAGUCCGUAAAGUUAUGGAUGAAAUGCAAUCACUUUAUGAAGCUAAUUUAGAGGAUGUAAAUACAACAGUAUCAGAUUCAGAUGAUUCAGCAUCGCGUUAUAUGUCUGUCCAACUGAGACACGCUGCUUUAAAUCGCAACAAACGUUGCCUUCUGGCGUAUGUUUACAACAGAAUGAGAAGACUCAGACAAGCUCGUUGGGAAUUCGGUAGUAUUUUACCACCAGAAAUAAGCGUCAACAUGCUGAGUUUAGAAACUCAGUGGUUCCAGGCUUAUAAUAAAUCUCUUGCUACUUAUAUGAGAUCCAUCGGAGAUAACCAGGGACUCAAUCUUACUGUCGAUAUGGUACCACCCAAAUCUUUGUACAUUGAGGUCAGGUGUCUCGUUGAUUAUGGAAAGUUUGAGCUAGAUGAUGGGCAAGUUAUCACACUGAAAGAAAAUACUCAUCAUUUAUUACCUAGGGCUCAAUGUGAGCCUCUAGUACGACAAGGAAUUUUGGAGCACGUCAAUUCAUGAUCAAACAGAAAAAAAUUUCGUCAGUUUACUUUGACAUCUCUGCGAAAUGAGUAAAGACAGUCUUAAAUUUCGGUGCCGUUGCUCUGUUCGGACAUUCAAGCCUUUGAAACUCACCAAUGUCCGGAAGAUUUUACAAAUCAACUUUAUUUUUCUGAGCAAAUCAUAAUUUCGGUGAUGAAUUUUAAAUUACUCAGUUUUUGCGGCAAUUUAAAAAUUAUU
Messenger RNA from Microplitis demolitor, 947 nucleotides. Its product is annotated as DNA replication complex GINS protein PSF1. The transcript is spliced from 5 exons. The record is from RefSeq and is a predicted model, not a curated record. Gene Ontology annotation, biological process: DNA replication; DNA strand elongation involved in mitotic DNA replication. Lineage: Eukaryota; Metazoa; Arthropoda; Insecta; Hymenoptera; Braconidae. Gene Ontology annotation, cellular component: GINS complex. The coding region runs from base 138 to 728 and encodes 196 amino acids.